CAAAUUCAACUUCAUUAAUAACUUAGCCUUUAAAUCUCAUCUAUUUUAAAACAUGAUAUGGGCUCUUAACAAUAUGCAAUCCAAUAUCAUGAUUUAUGCAAUACAGUCAUUGUAGCUAUAAAGUGAUCGUUUUGUAUGAAUAAAUAGCAUCGUGACUAUUUAAGAUUUAUACCUAUAUCAAAUAAUGGGCUUUUUCAACGACGAAAAACGUGGCGGUUACGCUUGCCCACGCCUAGUAGAUUACUUUGUCAUAGUGGGUUACAGCUCUCACCAUUUAAAUGACGAUAAUAGUAAUAUUGCCGGUGGCAAUAUUAAUGACACCUUGUUCCAAGCUGAUGAGCUCAAUCAUACCACCGGCCAAAAUAAUAAAAAUAUAUUCGAAUAUUCUCGCGAUUACGAGACCCCUUCUCACCUAGAGGCUGAACGCCUAAAUCAGGAAGAAAAUCGAUGGGGUAAAGAUUUAUCGGGUCCUAGUUUGCUGCGGCGUUUUCCCGAAUUUGACCACCCCGACUUUGCCCUACCCCUUGAUGUAAUUUACUUCGCCCAACCAGAACCCCUGCCCGCUGUUAAAACAUCUACCACCGCCACCUCAAAUAACUCUUCCAGCUAUAACUUAUCGAACGAUUUAUCUCGUAAAUCAGAUAGUUCCGAUAUCAGAGAACAAAUAUCUUUCGUGUUUACCUUAACAGAUAAGGAUAGUGGUCGCACCCGGUUUGGUAUUUGCAUCAAUUACUAUUCGGAAAACCAAAAUCGGGAAGUAGCGAGAAGAUUACCGACCUCACUGUGCUUACUUAGCCACUAUCCUUUCUUUUCGCGGUUCCGCGACACUCUGACUUGCCUGAAGAAAAUUAUAGAUGCAGGGAAGACGUUUUGCGGUGAUAACUUCAGCCGACCCGGGUUGAACGCUGAAGAUGCACUAUGGAAUAUGUUGAUUUGCGAAAUAUCGGAUAGAGAAAAUUUCGAACCCAUGAUUAUACACAUUGUGAAUAUGAUAGAAUCCUGGAUAUCAAGAUUUUUGGAUGCUCCUGUUCCCAUCCCUGGAAAAACAAAAGUUCAAAUAACCAUUUUGCCAGAACAUUUCCUUCCUCGCUCGCUACUUUUUGCUCUUCCGGAUUCUACCAGAUUUUCCCUAAUAGAUUUUCCGCUCCACUUGCCAUUGGAACUUUUGGGUGUAGAUACUUGUUUGAAAGUUUUGACCUGUAUUAUUUUGGAGCAAAAGGUCGUUGUUCAAUCUAGAGAUCACAAUGUUUUAACUAUGAGCGUUUUAGCGUUGGUAGCUAUGAUAUACCCCAUGGAAUACAUGUUCCCUAUCAUCCCACUACUGCCCGUUACACUACGGGGAUCAGAACAGUUAUUUUUUGCACCCACACCAUAUUUCAUUGGGAUACCUUCCACCUUCCUAAGCACCAAACGAGUAUCUUUGCCUAAAGAUGUGUGGUUAAUCGAUUUGGAUUCGGAUAAGAUGAUAAACCCUACCGGAUUGGAUUUACCUUCCUUACCUGAACCAGAAGGAUCCUUACUGAGAAGUCACCUAACACAAGCCUUGUACAGUAUGAGCGUGGUAACAUCCGAGCCUGAUGGUAUGAAUAUUUCAUCAGCAACAUCCAAUGAUGCCAAGAUCAUUUCGAUCCACGAUGAAAAUGAGAUCGAAUCUAAAAUAGCUGCUACAAUUCCCACCAUAGCUUACGUUAACGACAUGGACAUAGUAGAUAUGGCGACUAGGAUAGCUAUGGUGAGAUUUUUCGAUUCUCCUAAUAUGUUCGCACAUUUCGAAGACCAUUGCCACAUUCUUCGGCUUUACCCUAGACCCGUGGUAGCAUUUCAGAUCGACAGUUUUAUCAAAUCUCGACCUCAUCCUACUAGAUUUGUUUACGAAUUAGCUAAAACUCAAGCUUUCGAAUUUUUUGCCGAAUGGUCACUUUGCCCAAACAACGCGGCCUUUCAAAGGGUUAAAAUAGGAGUCUCCGAUCCUACUUCCAUUGGAGACAAACCUAAAUGGUAUCAAGCGUCUCUCGUAUCCAUUUCUUUUCGAUUGCUUAACGGAGAAGAUAAACUUGGUAAUAACACUAUCAUGGCGUUAGUUCUUAAUCACGUGUAUUUUCGAAAGCCUUUGAGUAAAAAUGUCACCGCUCGACAUAUAGGCAAUCAUGCCGAUGAAGUUAUUUGGGUGAAUUUGCUAGAAGGAAGGAUCGUUUCCGGUAAGAAUCAAAACCAGAAUGUCGAAAUAGCGAAAGAACUACAAUCGAAAUCAAGUGAUGGUAAAAGCAUUAUUGACACUUCCUCCAGCAAUAGCGAUCAUUCCCUAGGCAACACAGGAUGUGGGCACAAGAAUAAUACCACCGUUCCUAUAGCUUCUAACUCAACUCUUUCCUUAUCUUCAUCUUCGUACGCUUCCUCUUCAUCUUCCUCUUCACCAUUUCCCAAUGACUCUUCUUCUACCCCCUCUUUUCACCUUGAAGACUCCAAAGCCCUAUUAUCGGUUCCCAGCGUGGCUUAUGGUCGUCGCACUAAAGACAAGAACCACGCGACUGAUACUUCCGAUACUGCAUCGAUUCCUCCCACUCCCGGCCUCCGUAGAGCCAAAAUCAAAAUUGCCAGAAAGAAAAAAAUAAAAAACCCCACCCGCGAAAAUACAAUAAGUAGUACUACUAGCCUCAGUAAAAAUGGAAAUAUUACGUCAUCUAUUAUCAAUAGAUUAGAUGAUAACCACGUUUUGAAUUAUAGGGAGAUUUGCGGAGAGGAUUUAGGAGAUAAGCUUAUACGGCACUUUUCCACCACUAUCAACACCUUGACUUUGCCUAGGAAAUUGUUGGAUGCUUAUUCUAAAACCUUUUGGUUCAAGACUCGGCAAGAAGUGUCUUUGGGAGACAUUUUACCCCUAGGAGGAGCCGAUUUGGACUCAGAUUUGAUCAGGAAGUCGCGAAAAUUUAACGAUGAACGUAUUAAUGAUAUUAUCGAUGAUGACAGUAACGAUGCUCCAAAACUAAGUUUAAGAACAUGUAAAAAUUCCGACAAUCUUGCCAUUCAUCCUAGUCUGAAAUACAGCAGUUCAAGGCCGAGAUUGCUCUCUACCACAAUUUCCCUUGGUGGAGAGUCGGAUAGCGGAGGUAUAUUUCGCGAUUCCACACGAGAAACUUAUAGAUAUAUUUCAGGAGCAGAAAGCGGAUCCGUUAAAUCCUCUCCCGGAAGCCGCAAGGAGUCCGGUAACCAAGAUAGGACGGAAACAUCUGCUCGACACUUUUUAAGCGAGACGGCACAGAGUGUUUUAAACGGCCGCGGUGUGGGAUGGUUAAAGAUGCCCAAAUUGCGCGAGCUACUGAAGCAGGAGUCAUGUCGGCUCUAUAUGGCUGACAAGUUGAACAGAAAUUCUUACGGACGGCAAGGGAGUUUCUCUUACGAAGAGAAGGGAGUAGAUAAAAAGGAGAAUGCUGGAAACCGCGAACGAUUCCCCGAGCCCACGGAGAUUGACCUCAACGAUUUUGAAAGCUUGCUAGCCACUUCUAAGACCGAUUUUAUACCGGAAGUGCGCCUUAGCACACAGGUGUGGAAAGGUUACUUGAGCGUCCUUAGGUGUUGCUUGAGUGGUUUGGAAUUUACAUAUUCAAAUUACGGCAUAGGCGGGAUGGCCAGCACUUACGUUAUCCUGGAGAUAUGCUCAACUCACUUUCAUAAUCCCUCUAAUGAAAAAACCAAUGAAGACAAUAUUUUACAACGAUGCAACUCGGUAGAUAAACCGGAUUUAGUCGAAAAUUUGAAAUCCACCUGCAAUAAUAUCAUAGAUCCCGAAAAUACUUACAAAAAGAUAUCUAAUUUUGGGUCCCGCCUUUCGACUUCCAUUUCUAACGUGGCGUCCAACAUGAUGACGGAAAGAGGGCCGAUAGGUCAGAAUAAUAACGACAAUGGUCACUCAAAUUUGAUUAGUUAUAGCGGUAACAUUAUCGUAUCGGAACAUUUGGCCGAGCGACAAAUUUUCGAUAGAUAUUACCGCAAGGAAUACCUCUAUCAAAUGUUCCUGGGUAAAAAUAAGUCAAAAUUAUGGGACGAAAAUCAAUUUUGGCAAGAUAUAUUUUUGGAUGCUGUCACCCAAGAACGCGAUAUGAUAGGGAUGGACAUUGGACCUUCCGAAAUGAUGAAUAGAUUCGUUUUCCUAUCAGAGACGGAGAAGAAACGGUUGGAACUCGAAGAAGAUAAUCUCCUAGCUAUUCAAUUGCUGAACUUGGUCUCAUUCACAGUUAUGAUGGGCACUAAUAAGAAAGAAAUUUGUAGGAAAGUGCGAAGACUGCUUGCCAAAUCUCACGUUGGUUUGAAGUAUAGUCAAACGGUCAAUAGAUUGUUGGAUAGGAUUAAUGCUUACGAUGGAAAUAAAAUACCUUUGUUGGUUCCUCUCAGUAGAAGGAUCCGUAAAAUGUCAUUCAACGUUAAAUCGGGUGUUAACCCAUCAACCGGAACCAUGGUUAUGGAAAUAUGCGAGGAUGCUAUCGUUUUUAGGACCAUCAAAGGUGAUAUAAUUGACAGACUUUGGUAUGAUAAAUUGAUCAAUAUGACCUUGAGCCCUCGUAACAAGGUUUUAUGUUUGUGGUGGAAAUCGGGCAAUAAGACUUAUCUCCAAAAGUUUUUUACUAAGAAAUGUCGCGAAUUGUACGAAGCGAUAAAAGAUAUAAUGGAAAGGAUAGCGGCCCAAACUGGCGACACAAAAGUUUUAGGAUCAGAGAUUGGUGGGCAAUUUGAAAUUGGAAGUUUAUAUUCUGAUGAAAAGGGUUUGUUAGAUGUAUCUUUAGAUGGAAUAACUAUAGCUUUUCCGGAUGGCAAGACUACCUUGCAUCUGAAUCAAAUCAAGAAGUGCCGAUCGGAAAAGGAUAAUAAGAUAUUUGUCUUGCAAAUAUUUGAUUAUUACACUCAACAAUUGGUGGAUCUAAUGUACACAUCUGAUGAGGCUGACAAAAUUAUCUUAGCUUUGCAUCGUGUUUUGAGCGUUCAACCAGCCUCUGCUAGGCUCGCCUACCGAUCUGAUCAGUUAUUGUGUGAUUAGCUGCUUCGAGUACCGAUUAUGGCUUAAAUUGCGCCAAGAGAGAAGGGAGCGAAGAUUGAGGCAGAAGGCCAUCCAGGAGAGAAAAAAAUAAAUGGGAAAUUUUUUUAGAAACGACUGCGAAAAAAAUAUGAUGACGUUGGUAGUUGCCGCGAAUAUGCAAUAUAAAAACAUAUCUGUAAAACGUUACUCACUUAUACUUUCGGGGGAAAAUUUAAAUUUUAACUAUAAAUAAAUGUUGAAUCCGUUUAAGAAUUAAAUAAAUAGCCAAUUAUUUAGUUUUUUUUAAUCCAAAAAAAAAUAAUCUGCAUUAAUUUUUUUUUAUUCCUUAUCAACUAGGUGCUUUAUCAGAAUGGUUAUGUUAUAUAUUUCAAUUAAUUGACCAUAUUUAUAAAUAACUUAAAAGAUUUACGAUGCCAUGAUCAGAAAUGUGACAUAUAUUUUACGCUUAAAUUUGAUAAUAAUGUCUCGUUUAAAAGUAUAAAAGUCUUCCUAUAUUAUUUAUUUGUAAUUUU
Messenger RNA from Gordionus sp. m RMFG-2023, 5541 nucleotides. RefSeq names its product MAP kinase-activating death domain protein-like. The record is from RefSeq and is a predicted model, not a curated record. Bases 185 to 5029 code for a protein of 1614 amino acids. Gene Ontology annotation, molecular function: guanyl-nucleotide exchange factor activity. The transcript is spliced from 31 exons. Gene Ontology annotation, biological process: regulation of Rab protein signal transduction; regulation of apoptotic process. Gene Ontology annotation, cellular component: cytosol. NCBI's taxonomy places the organism in Eukaryota, Metazoa, Nematomorpha, Gordioida, Chordodea, Parachordodidae.